ACUCACCAAGGAGAAAAGAGGGGAGGGAAAGGGAUAAAGCGUCACUGCUUGGAGAGAGAGUCAGGCAGACACUGGGAGCCCAUGGCAGACGGACGAAUAGAGACUAUGCUGUUCUUCCGUUUUCUUGCCCUUUUCAUUCUUGUAUCCUUCUCCUGUGAAAUUGAGGAUAACCAGAUAGCUCAAUCUUGCUGUGGGGCCCCAGGGAUCCCUGGGGUUCCUGGUACACAUGGGAGUGUGGGGACUGCCGGCAGAGAUGGAAGAGAUGGGAGAGAUGGUGCUUCAGGUACAAGUGGUUCAAAGGGAGAACGUGGGGAACCAGGAAUGGCAGGAGCUAGAGGAUUUCCAGGUUCUCAAGGACUUCCUGGUUUGCAAGGUGACAGAGGUGAGCAAGGAGAGUGUGCCGUUUCCCCUCGCUCUGCUUUCAGUGCUAAACUAUCUGAAUCUCGUAGUCCCCCUAUUCCUGGACAACCCGUUCCAUUUGUGAAGGUCUUAGCAAAUGAACAAGGACAUUACAACCCAGAGACUGGUCGAUUUCGCUGUGUUGUGCCUGGACUUUAUUACUUCUCCCUUCAUGGCACAGUCUACCGUGGAGCACUCCACGUGCAGCUGAUGAAGAACGGACAUGCACAGGCCUCAUUUUUUCAGCCAGGAGAUGGAACUAGACCAGGUGGUCUGUGUGGAGGGGCUGCAUUACAUCUGGAGCCGGAGGAUGAAGUCUGGGUCCAGCUAGGAGAGUAUCCAGGGCUAUAUGCAAGUGACGGGACUGAUAGUAUCUUUACUGGAUUCCUAAUUUACUCUGACUGGGACCCACAUCCUAUUUUUAAACCUAUAACCCCUCCUGAUCCAUAAACAAUUUGAUAUGUACAAUUACAAAGUCAAAAACCUCCAUCCAGACAUAUCAUGUCAGGUACAUAUAUUAGCACUCAAUCACAUAACACAACU
This is a messenger RNA of Pelobates fuscus (common spadefoot toad), 942 nucleotides long. It is a transcript of the gene C1QTNF5, whose product is annotated as C1q and TNF related 5. NCBI's taxonomy places the organism in Eukaryota, Metazoa, Chordata, Amphibia, Anura, Pelobatidae. The transcript is spliced from 3 exons. Bases 82 to 849 code for a protein of 255 amino acids. Gene Ontology annotation, molecular function: protein binding. The record is from RefSeq and is a predicted model, not a curated record.